Molecule: messenger RNA, 1631 nt
Organism: Tachysurus vachellii
Lineage: Eukaryota; Metazoa; Chordata; Actinopteri; Siluriformes; Bagridae
Gene: anks4b
Product: ankyrin repeat and sterile alpha motif domain containing 4B
Exons: 2
Coding region: 131-1363 (410 amino acids)
Molecular function (GO): protein binding
Source: RefSeq, a predicted model, not a curated record
UCCAUACUCACUUCUCCUUUCUGCCUAACAAAGAAGAAGAGACUAGCAAAGGGCUUAAAAUGCUCUUCUGGAGCUGCUAAAUCUUGUUUAUAACUAUAUACUGUAUAGGGCUAAUAUAUUUUACAAAGCCAUGUCUAGAUAUCAUAAGGCAGCCAUUGAUGGUAAUUUGGAUCUGUUGAAGGAGGCCACUAGGAAAGACCUGAACACUCCGGAUGAUGAUGGGAUGACCCCGACUCUCUGGGCCGCUUAUCACGGCAGACUAGAGGCUCUGCAACUCAUCUGCAGCAGAGGUGGAGAUCCCAACAAGAGCGACAUUUGGGGAAACACACCCUUACACCAUGCAGCCUCUAACGGUUAUAGACACAUACUGAACUUCCUGGUGAACUUUGGUGCCAAUCUCUUUGCGCUGGAUAAUGAUUUCCACACACCAAUGGACGUUGCGGCAUCUCGAGAUCAUAUGAACUGCGUCCACUUCCUAGACAAUGCUGCUUCCCAGCAGAUGAUGAAGAACCCCAAACAUGUGGAAAACUUGAAGAAACAAGCAGCCAAAGAUGCAAAACACAAGGUGAAGGAGUGUGAAAAGGUCAAGCAGAGGCACCAGAAUAAGAUGGACAGGAUGUACCGUGCCAGUGUAGGCUCUGCCUCUGAAGCCAAGCCAAAUUUUUCAUCUAGCACCGGAACCACAAACAGCUUAAAUCAGCUUGUUGCUUCCAACAAAUUUGGGUCCAUUAAAGGAACUCUUCAGCGCAAGUUUGGAAAGAAGGGCACCAUGUCGAAAAAAGCAGAGAAUGAAACAGCCCAAAUGGCAGAAUUAGAAGAUGUCUUCAAUGAGCAGGAUGAAAAUGAAGAGGAUGAAGCUGGAACUGGUGAAUUUGAUGAUGAAGAAGACAAUGAUGCAGAUCAGGCAGAAGAAUCCCUGUUUAAGAGACCAGGCCUUGGAAAGAUGGUCUUCCGAAAGAACUUCUCCAUGGAAAUGGGAGUCGAACCAGAUGAAUUUCCUAUUGGUGACACAGAGGACCUGGGAUUCCUGGUCCGUAAGGAGGUGUUUGAAGCAGAGGACGCAGGACUGGAUGACCAAUCCGAAGAGGAUUCACAAUUGCCUUGGAACCAGGAGGAGAUUGGAUUGGAAGAAGACGAGGAAACUUCACCCCUGCAAUCCUUCCUGUCCUCUGUAAACCUACUAGACUUUGCUCCUGUGUUUAUCCGUGAGAAGUUAGACCUGGAGGCCCUCAUGCUCUGCUCAGACGAUGAUCUAAAAGGCAUCCGAAUCCAGCUUGGGCCUCGCAAGAAGAUUCUGGAAGCAGCAGCUAGAAGAAAGGCUGCUUUGGAGAAACCUGGUGUAAUGAAGGACACCUUUCUGUGACAUCAAAUAUUCAAACUCAUGCUGUAUAUUUCCACAGAUGCUCAGCUGUACGAUAUUGUAAAGUGAAAUGUGAAGAAACUGUAUUCUUUCCAAGCAUUGCCUGCCACUUCAGUAACUUUAGAACCUAAAAAUAGAAAUUCUGAAAUGAAUGUCUAUAAUGCAUGCCAAAAAUUCCUGUCAUCUACUCAGUGACUUUAACAGAUACAAUCAUGUGAAUAAGGUUUUCCAUUAUAAAUUGCUUACAAAUAAAGUCACAUUUUAUAACAUA